AUGGCGUGGGAACAUCUCUCCAUUACCAAGCCGCACUUGGUGUACAUCAUCCUUGGCGGCUUCACCAGCCUGUUUAUGCUGUGCUCCUCGGUCAUCAAGGAGCGCCUGUACAUUGGUGAAGCUACAGUAGCUACGCUAUGCGGAAUCAUAUUCGGACCACACGCCGCGAACUUGAUAGAUCCGGGAUCCUGGGGCAAUGUUGAUCUCAUCACCCUCGAGUUCUCGCGUAUCGUCCUGGUUGUACAAUGUUUCGCCGUUGGUGUCGAGUUGCCCAGGGCAUACAUGGAGAAGCACUGGAGAUCCGUCUCGCUGUUGCUGAUUCCGGUCAUGACAUUUGGGUGGCUAAUCACUAGUCUGUUCAUCUGGGGUCUAUUCAGCUCUCAUCUUAACUGGCUUGACAGUCUGUGUAUCGCCGCCUGCGUUACUGCUACUGACCCUGUCCUGGCUUCAUCCGUCGUUGGAAAGGGAAAGUUCGCAAAGCGAGUGCCCAAGCAUUUGCGAGAUUUACUGUCAGCAGAAUCCGGAUGCAACGACGGCAUGGCUUUCCCGUUCGUCUACUUGGCCAUCUACCUCAUUCGAUACCGCCCAGAUGCUGACAAGGUUUUCUUCCACUGGUUCUGCUACACCAUCUUGUACGAGUGUUUGUUCGGCGCCUUCUUCGGAGUCAUGGUUGGCUAUGCCGCACGUCGUGCUAUUCGAUGGGCUCACGAGAAGGACCUGAUUGAUCGAGAGAGUUUCCUCGUCUUCUAUUUCGUCUUGGCACUUUUCUGCGCUGGCUCUGGAUCCUUGUUAGGCAUGGACGAUUUACUGGUGGGAUUUGCGUGCGGUGUAGGCUUUUCCAACGAUGGAUGGUUUCUCGAAAAGACAGAGGAGUCGCACGUUUCCAACGUUAUCGAUUUGCUCAUCAACUUGGCCUUUUUCGUCUACUUUGGCGCCAUCAUUCCUUGGGAGCAGUUCAACGCGCCUGACAUUAUUGGACUUACACCAUGGCGAUUGGUCGUUCUGGGCUUACUGGUCCUCUUCUUUCGUCGCAUACCGAUCAUGCUCAUGCUCAAACCUGUCAUUCCAGACAUCAAAACGUGGCGCGAAGCUUCGUUUGCUGGCCACUUUGGGCCUAUCGGUGUUGGUGGUCUUUUCGUCGCUAUUCUUGCUAGGGCCGAGCUUGAGACAGAGUCGACAACACCACUUGCCGAACUGCCACCGGAGGGCUUUGAGCAUCUCAACAUCAUCGAAAUGAUCUGGCCCAUUACGUGCUUCUUGGUCAUCGUCAGUAUCAUUGUUCACGGCAGUUCCAUCGCGGUCUUUACUCUAGGUAAGCGCAUCAACACGCUUACCAUUUCUCUUUCAUACACCCAAGCGAACGAGGAUGGCCCAGGCUGGAUGGACCGCUUACCUCGCAUUCAAUCACGCUCCAAAACCUCAAUGUCUGGUCGCAGAAUGUCCGAAUCGUCGUUCGAUGAGAAGGCUGAAGCGACAGGGACUGGUUUACUUCCACCCCCAGGGUAUGCUGGAAACUUCUUACGCCGGCAAAAGGAGGAAGAUAACCCAAGCCGAUCAAGCUCCCGUCGCCCAACGAAUCGCAAGAGCAAGUGGGAUGCCGGUCGAGGACCAGGUGGCCCUAUCUCGGCAUCGGCCAUUGGUCCGAACAGGAGGCGCGAUGAGGAGAAGGCUGAUUCAGGUUCUCCUGAUCAAGAUACCGACACGUUUGCUGAUACCACAGCUGUUUCCAGCGACAGUUCUAACAGUGGCAAGGAGAAGAUGAAGAAGCAGUUUCCAGAGGAGGAGAUUUACCAAGAAGGCCACCAGACUGUGAUCGAAGACAGGGAGGGUAAUGUUCUGGAGGUCAUGGAUGACAGUGGUCAUCAUGGCAGAGAAAGGGAUGCACACGACCGACAGGAAGCUGCUGAUUUACUGAGCGACGAAGAUGUGGAAGGUGGUGUAGCGCAGAAAGAGCAUGGUGGAGCAGUUGAGAAAGCCCCAGGCAAGGCUGUGGAUGCUGCCGAGCACCCCCACAAGACCUGGCGUAAGCGUAUGCAGAGCUUCUCUGGGCAUCACCAGAAGGGAGACGAUGCCGCAAAGCCCAAGCCUGCGCAAAGCCGUGGACCUGCCCUCGCGUACCAGUUUGGUAACACAAUCAUUGUGGAAGACGGAGAUGGAGAGGUCAUCAAGAAGUACGAUAUUCCAUCGCAGAAGAAGGACAAACGACCGGAAACACAACGUGGGGCUUCUAUGGCUGGUGGUACUAGUCGUGCUAUUCAAAGCUUGAAAAGGAUGGGUACACAAUUGGGCGUACCGACGCAUGAUAGUGGACCUUCGAACAGCCAGGGUGCGGAAGAGAAGAAGAAAAAGAAGCCAGCAGCUGAUGAUGAGGACGAUGAUCUCCUUCGAUUUACCGUCACGGCGGGUGGCCGCAGGAUGAGCAAGAUGGAGUUCAUCACGCAAAUGUCUCAAAUGGACCCCAAAGCGCGAGCCAAGUUCGUCGAGAACAGCAACGCUCCCGAGGCUGUCAAGGACGCAGCGCAUGAGGAUGCAAAGGAGCACAAGGAGUUGGAGCGAAAGGCAGCGGUUUCCACGAAGGCGAAAAUCCCUGCCGUUGUUGGCGAGGAGGGCGAAGCUGAGAUCCAGAAGAUUGAAUCUCCUGCAGCCAACGAGGAGGGUCGACCUCGUGGUCCCACAGGACUGACACUCGUCGACAGCAACAACGAGGAUGUGCCAUUCCACUCCGUACACCAAGACAUCCAAAACUACUCCAUGGACCAGGGCAAGAGCGAGACUGCCGCUCAGCGCCGACGACGGGAAGCAUCACAACAAGCCCAGCCAGCCCCAGACUCCGCCGAGAACGAAUCGGAAGAAGAAUCCCCCGCCGAGCGCCGACGCCGCCUCGCCGCCCUUUCCGGUUCAACAUCCCCCUCCGCGCCGAUCACCCGCCGCAAACAAUCCCACUCGCCCGAAGCUGAGAAGGGCUUCGAAGGGGAAACCGCAGCCGAGCGCAAACGCCGUCUCGGCGCGCUCGGCGUUGGCGACGACGACUCCCCCGAAUCCGAUAGCGAAGGGGAGGAAGGCGGUGAUCCCAUGGAAACUGGGCGUGGCACGCACUCGGAACAGAAAACUACGCCCGCGGCGAGGACGCCGGGGAUUCGGUUUGCAGAACAGCCGCGCAUUCCGACGAAGGAUGAGCGUGCGGCGGAUGAUAGGGAGGAGAAGGAGCGCGAGGGCGAUAAGAAGAAGGGGUUGGGGAAGUUAUUUAGGAAGUAGAUGUGAGAUGUGAAGGGUUGUGAUUAGACGAAAUGAGGGUUUAGGGCGUGUAGUUUCUAAUGAUGACGGUGCUGGGAGCAUAGCGAGUACGAUCGAUAUAUUGCGUU
This is a messenger RNA of Parastagonospora nodorum SN15, 3362 nucleotides long. RefSeq lists its product as hypothetical. The record is from RefSeq and is a predicted model, not a curated record. Lineage: Eukaryota; Fungi; Ascomycota; Dothideomycetes; Pleosporales; Phaeosphaeriaceae. The coding region runs from base 1 to 3255 and encodes 1084 amino acids. Gene Ontology annotation, molecular function: sodium:proton antiporter activity. Gene Ontology annotation, biological process: regulation of membrane potential; proton export across plasma membrane; intracellular potassium ion homeostasis. The transcript has a single exon. Gene Ontology annotation, cellular component: plasma membrane.